UAGUCAUCCAUCCACUGACUUUAAAGUAGCUGACAACGAUGCAUACAAAUUUUAUUCGGAAGCAUCAUAAAAAUGGCGACCAAAGAAGUGAGGUCAGAAGAUGUCUUAGGACAAAAGUGGGACCGCUGCUUAGCCGAUACAUCAAUUAAGUUUGUGACAGGUGCUGGUGUUGGUGUUAUAUUUUCGGUCCUGUUUUUCAAAAAGAAAGCAUGGCCAAUUACCUUAUUUUCAGGGUUUGGUUUAGGAAUGGGUUAUUCAAAUUGUCAACAUGACUUCCAAGCACCAUAUAUUCUUCAUGGAAAAUUAGUUAAAGCAGAUGAAGGUAGUUAACAGAAGAAGUAACAAGUUUAUUGUUGUGAAAAUGUAAUAAUAAUGUGAUAGAGUGAGUUAUGUAUGGAUAUUUAAACAACAUAAUGAACUGUUUGUUUUGUUAAAAACAUCUCGCAGAUAUGUACUUUAAAAACGGAUUGAAACCCGUGCUUUAUCUAGAAUUUAGACAAUGGAUUUAUUAUUUCAAAGACUUUUUCAAUUGCUGUAUGUAUUAAAUACAUAUUCAAUAUUUUCAUGUAAUGUUACUGCUGAUGGUUAGAAAAAAGUCAAACAGUAAAAUCAAAGGGAAAAAACCUUAAAAUACAUAAUUUGGAAAUUAUAUUGUAUUUUUCAACAGAGUAGCAGUAUGUGUUAACAAGUAAUAUUAAGAUUUAAAAAAAAAAUGACCACUGGAAAUAGCAACACUGGAAGAAAAAAAAGUUAUAUCAGAAAGAUAAAUGCGGAAAACAGACUUUAAAUUAUCAACAGAGUUAGAUUAAUUUAUAUGUUAGAGAGCUGCUAUCCAUUUUUUCUUGAUUUUUAAAAUCUUCUUAAGAAAGAUUUGCACAUGAAUAUUUUGGUUUUUAAAAACAUUGCCUAAGUGCAAUGAUUGUUGACAUUCUUUUGAAAAAAGUACUUGUAUGUAAUUGUUCAUAUAAAGUUUUGUAAAAUCGUGUAUAAGAUAUAUGUAAUGCUGCAAUUAAUAAUGGAUUGUAUGUGUAACUAAUAUUUAAAAAAUCAAUAAAUGAAAGAAACUUGCAUAAUGUU
This is a messenger RNA of Ruditapes philippinarum (Manila clam), 1077 nucleotides long. Its product is annotated as MICOS complex subunit Mic10-like. Gene Ontology annotation, cellular component: MICOS complex; mitochondrial inner membrane; mitochondrion. The coding region runs from base 73 to 330 and encodes 85 amino acids. NCBI's taxonomy places the organism in Eukaryota, Metazoa, Mollusca, Bivalvia, Venerida, Veneridae. The transcript is spliced from 4 exons. The record is from RefSeq and is a predicted model, not a curated record.